ACUAACACCAUUCUCAUUUGCAAGGACGCAAGAAAAAAAAGACGAUAUAGCUUCUUAAGAAAAACUAUAUCUGCACCGACGACAGAAACAAGCCAAAAGAGAAGAUGUCACAAGCUGAACAAAGCAGAAAGCUCUAUGAGCACAGGAAAAGUCUCCUGCAGGAACUGAAAAGGUCAUAUGAUGCAAGUGAAGAGCCUGAUAAACAGCAGUUAUGGGAAAUGAUCACGAAUGAACUGCAAGACAUCCUGAAGAAAUACACCUUAGACUUCUCAAAAGAACAAAUGAAGAUCUUCAAUGACCCUAUUCAUGGCCACAUUGCUCUGCACCCCCUGCUGGUGAAAAUCACAGACACUCCUCAGUUUCAGAGACUCAGACACCUCAAACAGCUCGGAGGAACGUAUCUGGUGUAUCCCGGAGCUUCACACAACCGAUUCGAGCACUCCAUUGGUGUGGCGUAUUUAGCCGGACGCCUGGUCAAGAGUCUUCAUGACAAUCAGCCGGAGCUCAAAAUCACCAAACAGGAUUUUCUGUGUGUUCAGAUCGCUGGUCUGUGCCAUGAUUUGGGUCAUGGCCCACUUUCACAUGUAUUUGAUGCCCUGGUUAUUCCUGAAGCCAAGAAAAUAAAGACAAGAAAAGGUUUGCCUGAUGAUAUCCCUGAAAGCUGGAAGCAUGAGCAGAUGUCAGUGCUGAUGUUUGACAGCAUUGUGAAGAGUCUAAAUGAGGAGGUGUUGAGGGAACAUGGACUCACUGAUAACGACGUCAUCUUCAUUAAAGAGUUAAUCGAAGGGGCAAAAGCCUCAGAUAAUGAGUGGCCGUACAAGGGCAGAAAUGUUGAGAAAUCCUUCCUCUACGAGAUUGUGGCAAAUAAACAAAACGGCAUUGAUGUGGACAAAUGGGACUAUUUUGCACGAGACUGUCAUCACCUUGGCAUUCGAAACAGCUUCGACCAUCUCCGACUGCUGAAAUUUGCUCGAGUUUGUGUAGUGAAUGGAAGAAAGCACAUCUGCUUCAGAGACAAGGAGGCUGAUAAUGUCUAUGACAUGUUUCGCACCCGAUACACACUCCAUCGCCAGGCCUAUCAACACAAGAUCGGGAAUAUCAUUGAAGACAUGUUUGCUGAAGCACUUCUACUUGCUGAUCGUGACCUUCACGAAGAUAGACCUGCAGAUAUGCUGAAAAUCUCUGAAGCCAUAAAGUCAGUGGAGGAUUACAGCAAACUUACAGAUGAGAUCUUUGAGCAGAUCUUGUCCUCCACCUCUCCUAAUCUGAAGGAAUCCAGAGACAUCCUGGACAAGAUCAUGAGAAGAAAACUGCCAAAGUUUAUCGGAGAAACUCGUCUGACUAAGAAAAUCAAGUCAAUGGAAGAGCUUAAAAAUAGCUGGAAGGCAGCAAUAGAGAAGUACAAACCAACAGACCCUAAUGUUAACCUGACGACUGAAGAGCUGCCGGUUUAUGUGGUUGAUCUGGAUCACGGCAUGAAGGACAAAAACCCCAUUGAACAUGUUUAUUUCUACAGCAAGAGAAAACCCAAUGAAGCUUCAACCAUUGAGGAUUAUCAGCUGUCCAGUUUCCUGCCAAACAAGUUUAAUGAAGAGCUGGUCAGAGUUUAUUACAGAGGAUCUGGUCCUGUCAAAGAGGAGGAGAAGAAGAUGGAGGAGGCCGAGAAGUGUUUCCAGACCUGGUGUUGAUCCAGUCUAAGCCUCCAGGCAGCGCAGUAAUUAACACGUAUGUGUGUGUAUAUAUACACACACUGUUAACGAAUUUAGUAAAUGACAGAGUAUUUAACUUAUAACAUACAGUUAUGCGGUAUGUUACUGUAUUUUAAAGUUGCAUUGUGAAAAUGACUAUAUUUUACACUAAAGAUAUACAAUACUGUAAAUACAUAUACAGCCAGAUAAACGGUGCUGUAAAUGUAAACAGUAUUUUUGCUGCAAUCAAAUUACAAUAAGUUACUGUAGUUUCUACAGGUCAUUGUUAACAGUGUGUAUAUAUAUAUAUAAAUAUAAAUCAGUUAAUUAUGAUCGUAACAAUUUUAUCAGCAUACUUAUUAUUGAUAAAGUGUAUCCCUUAUAUGAAGGAGAGAGAAAAAAGUUGUCUCAGCUAUAAAAGAUGUCUUAUAUUAUGCACUGCAAAACAAGACUAGUGAAUAAACCCAUUGGAACAGUUAA
Molecule: messenger RNA, 2168 nt
Organism: Danio rerio (zebrafish)
Lineage: Eukaryota; Metazoa; Chordata; Actinopteri; Cypriniformes; Danionidae
Source: RefSeq, a predicted model, not a curated record